AUGGACAAACCACACCACCACCGCCCCGACCGCACCCGGGGCCGCGACAGAGGGCACACCCGCUCCCGCUCCAAGUCCCCCUCCCACAGCCACCGGCGCUCCCACCGCCACCCCCGUUCCCGCUCCCGCUCCCCCACGCACCACUCCCGCCGUCACCACACCCGCUCGCGCUCCCCCCGGCGCCGCAAACGCACGCGCACCCCCUCGCCCUCCCCCGCACCCGCCGCACCCGCCGCACAGGCACCGCUCCCGUUCAACGCGCCCCCGCUCACCAAGCACGGCCUGGGCGCGGCGCACGUGCGCGCAAUCUUCAGCGACUACCUGGACAUCCAGAAGGGGCUGUAUCUCGACAGCCUGUCGACGCGCGAGCUGAAGGGACGUAAUCGUGGAGAGCUCGCGCGGGGGUGGUAUGAGCGCGCCGUGAAGGAGUCUUCUAGUACCGCCGCCAAUCCUCCCUCCACCACCAACCCAACCAGCACCACCGGCACACCCAGCGGGGACGCAAAGCGCAAACCCCGCCACCCAACCCCACCCCCGCCCGAAGAGGCCGACACCAGCGAAGACGAGAUCGUCGGCCCCUUCCUACCGGGCCAGGAGCCGCACAAGCGCCGCAAGCUCGGCGCCGCACGACCAACGUUUGAGGAUCUGGAGAUGCAGAAAGAGCAAACCGCCGCCGCCACCGCCCUCGCCCACGCCGACGUGCGCCACGAGCGCAAAGCCGAGCGCCGCGCCCAAACCGCGCUCCUCGACGAACUCGCGCCGCGCGCCGACGCCGGCACACACGCCCGCCGUCUCGAGAAGAAAGCCGACAUCACGGCCAAGCUGUCGUCGUUCAAAGAGAAGUCGCCCGGGCUCGAGGUCGACGACGCGACGCUGAUGGGCGGCGAGGACGGCGGCGGCACCGAGGGGUUCAAGCAGAAGAAGGCGGCGCUGGAGCGGAAAAAGAACGACCGGGAGCUGCGGAAGGAGCAGCUGCUGCAGGCGAGGAUUGCGGAGCGCGAGGAGCGGAUGGCGAUGCAUCGCGUGAAGGAGGAGAGGACUAUGGCGAUGCUGAGGGCGUUGGCGGGGAGGUUUCAGUAG
Messenger RNA from Morchella sextelata, 1080 nucleotides. RefSeq lists its product as uncharacterized. The record is from RefSeq and is a predicted model, not a curated record. The transcript has 3 exons. Bases 1 to 1080 code for a protein of 359 amino acids. Lineage: Eukaryota; Fungi; Ascomycota; Pezizomycetes; Pezizales; Morchellaceae.